Rhineura floridana is the source of this 2103-nucleotide messenger RNA. RefSeq names its product ring finger protein 215 (gene RNF215). Gene Ontology annotation, biological process: ubiquitin-dependent protein catabolic process; negative regulation of canonical Wnt signaling pathway; Wnt receptor catabolic process. Lineage: Eukaryota; Metazoa; Chordata; Lepidosauria; Squamata; Rhineuridae. Bases 377 to 1528 code for a protein of 383 amino acids. The transcript is spliced from 10 exons. The record is from RefSeq and is a predicted model, not a curated record. Gene Ontology annotation, molecular function: ubiquitin protein ligase activity; frizzled binding.
UAGUAGUAGUAGUAGUAGUAGUAGUAGUAGAUUUCUAUCCCGCCCUUUCUCCCAAUAGGAACCCCAUGGGGCUUACUUCUGCGUAGACCCACGUAGGACGCUGCUGCUAAGACUGCCAUCCUUUCCCGGACAGUAAGUCCCUCUGAAUUCUGCGGGGCUUCCUCCGGAGCAGACGCAGAGAGGGCCGUGCUCCGUGAAGCCCGCCAUCCCCACCCUGACCCGGGAGCAAGCUGCACCGGCCUUUCGGGGCUUCCUCCCGGGGAGGCCGCCCGCCGGUCCAGCCUGGCUCGACCCCCCGCCGGGCGGCCGUCCCUCCUGCUCUCCGCCUCCCCUUCCUCCUGCGAGGCUGGCGGAGGCGGGCCUCUGCCUGGCUGCGAUGAUGGCGGCGGCGGCGGCGGCUGGUCCGGGCGCGGCCGGGCGGGCUCCGCCGGUGCUGCUCUCCUGCCUGCUGGGCCACUUGGGGGGCCUCCUGGUGUCGUCGGCGGCCGCGGCGGCCAGGCAGGCGCAGGUGGAGGUGCUCCUCUUGCCGCCCGAAGAGCAGCGGCGGGACGAGGCCGAGGGAGGCGCCGGCUAUACGCUGCAGGGCGCGCUGCUGGGCAGGCCCGGCCGGGAGAGGGAGAGGGAGGCGCCGCCGCGCCGGCAACGGGAGCAGCGGCAGGAGGAGGAAGAGGAGGAGGCGGAAGCCGCGAUCCGGGGCAGCCUCGUCCUGGUAGGGGAUGCCGAUCCCAACCUGCAGGAUGACGAUAGCUGGAUUGGCGUUGUCCCCGUGGGCGAGGAACAGGCGGAGAUCCUGCGUGGCGGCAAGGAAGAGUCCUUCACCACUGCGGUGGUCAACAAGAUGAAACGGGCGCUUGUCUUAGGGGCUUCUGCUUUGCUCAUCCUUGCACUGAAUCAGAACGCGAUCCGAGAGCUGGAUAUCUCCCAGGUUCUCUCAAAGCCAGUGAUCAUCGUCCAGACCUCGGAAAACGUUACCAAACUCCUCGGAGCGCUGCUGCGAGGUCUUCGGGCCACAGCAAAGAUAACGUAUCAAGCAGUGUUGCUGGAGAAUGUGGGGGUGACACUGACUCUGUGGUCCACCUGUGGCCUCUCCCGCGGUGGCCUUUAUGGAGAGUGGCAGGGAGUCAUCUGCACAGGAGAGAACAGCUCGAGAGUCCAGAAGUACCUCCAGCAGCUGUGGAACGCCAUCCUGCUCAUCGCCUUGAUCCUGUGCACAGGCGUGAUCAUGCAGGCACAGCGGCAGUCCCGGCACGGCCAGCUGGACCAGGACUCUGAGUUUGAUCUCAAGCAGCACAUCACGCAAAGGCUGUCGGCGCUGAAGACCCGGCGCUAUCACCCCGGCAAGAGCUGGGCUCACGAGAUUGACAGCUGCGCCAUCUGCUUGGACCGCUUCCACAAGAAUCAGUGUCUCCGGGUGCUGCCGUGCCUGCACGAGUUUCACCGAGACUGCGUAGAUCCAUGGCUUCUCCUGCAGCAGACCUGCCCUCUCUGCAAACACAAUAUUUUAGGAAACUGUUAUCAAGACAGCUAGCCCACUGGUGGCGUGUCCUUGUGGAUUGAUCUGCCUGCGCUCCAUGGGAGAGACUUUGCCAGAGCCUUUUGAUGCCUUGAUGGCUGCUUGGAACAAGAGGAAAACAACACUCUCAGCACUCUGGGCUCCUUCGAGAUGGGAAGUGUGCCUGUGUGUGUGCGUGUGUGUCAAAUAACGUGUUUGUCUGUCCUCGGGCCUACUUGUGCAUCUCUGCGCCAGGCUGAAUCCAUUGCACUUUUGAUGUGUCCUUUGGAGCAUCUGUGCUGCAUGAACCUGUAGGUGAGGUGAGGUAGGGGUGAGGCCCUCUCUGCUUGUACCUUGUUUUGCCACCGUGGAAGGGGCGGGGGCGCUGUGCUGUUCCUGAUCGGAGGAGGCUUCACUUGGCUUAGGACUGAGGGUGGGGUGGGGGAGGAUUUGAAGCGCUUGCUUAUUUAUACUAACUUAUUAGAGAGAAGGGCUGAAUGGGAGUGCUGGGCCCAAGCAACGGUGUCACAGCACUGUGUGCACCGUCGGGGUGUGUAUAAAGCCACCUGUAUUAAUAAAGCCACAAAAACGCCCAUGCAAGGAGAAACCUG